AUGAUUGUUUUUUUGUUGUUGACAAAUACCAAAGAGGAACUGGAUAGUCUUCUAACAGAUGAGCAGAUUGCGAACGCGCCGGUUCUGAUUCUGGGGAACAAGAUCGACAAACCGGGCGCGGCGAGCGAGGAGGAACUCAGGCAGUGGUUCGGCUUGCACGGACAGACCACCGGAAAGGGCACCGUGCCGCUCCAUGAAUUGAACACACGGCCUGUGGAGUUGUUUAUGUGCAGUGUACUGAAGAGGCAAGGUUACGGGGAGGGCUUCCGCUGGCUGGCACAGUACAUCUAGUGAGCGCGCCCAGAAGUCAUGUGACUCCAGGACAAGGGUCAGGCCAGGUCACUGCUUCCUGCUUCCCCGGUUUUAACCCUGUUUCUGCCAAGGGGUGCAUCCAUGCACGUCGUGUGUGUUAGUUACAGCACAGGAUGGCUGGGGAGGGUUAAAUACCUGAUUUUCUUUUAGUUUUUCAUCAGUUAUCUAAUGUGGAGCAGUCCAUUUCUAAAGUAGGGGUGGUCAGGAAGCAGUGAAGGGAGGAAGAUGUUUGGGGAUCAUCUCAUGAUAUUGUACAUCACGUACACGUAAUCCCAGUUAGUCUAAGCAAACUAUGGGUUUGCUAACAAUCAGAUUUCUGUUCUGAGACAACACAGAUGUGAUGAGAUGAUCCCUAAGGAUCGAAACAGUGACAUUUCUCCCCUGAAAAAGGUAUGCAAAUAAGUGUUUUCUGUGGCUCCGUGUGGAGUCAGUAAUGCUGGGCAGGUCUUUUUCUCACCCAGACUCUCAGAAUUUGUAGAAAAAUGAAUCCAAAUAUGAAAAAUAAAAAAGCGAGAGCUGACCAGCGUGACUGUCUCCAUAUAAAGUGUCUGUCUGGAGUAAGCUGGGUACAUGUUUGCCCCCCUCCCCCUUACCUACUAUAGAGUUAGCAUUAGUAUAAUGUAGCUCUAAGGAUAAGCACUGCAGAACAUUCUAAAUAUGGGAACUUCUGACCUGAAUUGUUUGUAUCUCUCUCAGCUUAAAUUUGUGUCAACUUGUAUCCAGGUUCAGCUCCUGCUCAAAUAUACACAAAAAUAUCUCUACCAACUUUGUAGGAUUUGAUAAUGUUUUCAUAUUGUUUUAAAUGUUACAUCUAUUAUCUUUAAGCAAAACUCCACAAACCCAGGUUGCUACAGUUAAGGACCAGCUGAACUGUGGUCAGAUAUUGUCACAUGUGUAUUUACCAGUUUGUACUAAAACUUAAACUGUAUUUCAAACUGGUCUGGUGAAGUUGAGAAAGCUCGUUUUGGGUGUAGCCAAGUUACACAUGUUCUUUAGAAGAGCACACUCCCCUAUUGUAUCUUUAUUUCUGUGGUCAAUAAGAGAUAUUGUAGAAAUGCCAAACAUAUUUUCACAUUUCUGCUGACCUGUGUGAUACGUACUUGUUGUAACUGCUAGAGUAGGUUUGUACUCAACCUUGCCCUCACAGCUUACUCCAGACAGAUGUUAUUGUGGUAAGGCCGGCCUAUGUUCCAGAGUUGCAAUUUUUGUACCUAGUGCGUGAGCAGCGUUUCGAUUACCCCCAACUGUAACCCGAACUGAGCAGGCAGCGUAGAGCCAGGGUAGUGCUAUAAGCUGGGUCAUGGUUCCAAAUGGGCAUGCACAGCAAGGUGCACUGUGGGUAAUAUGUCAAAGGUGAACGCCCCUAACAUGUAAACAGUUCUUGUCUAGACCAUGCUUGAAACAUGUUCAGACAUGUUUUUAUUUAUUUGUCAGGAGUCUUCAACUUUGACAUAUUACCCAGAAUGCAUCUUACUGUGCACGAGCACUUGGAACUGUGAGCCGCCUUAUUUUGUGGUUAUGUAUAAAGGGAAAAUUAUUAGACCAUGAUUCAUCCAGAAGCAUUGUAUUGUAAAGAGCAAUUGGUUAAACUUGUUAUCGUUAAUCCCUCAGGUUUUUCUUUCUAAUAAAUUAAUGUAGAAAUUACAGAAAGGUGGACAAGCUUCUUUAUGAACCCCAAACGUGUUGGAAAUAAAUGGAUUUCCACAAGGCCUGUGAAAAAAAAAAAUGUCAAAGAAAAGUCAUCAAAGUAUUUUACCUUAAAGGUUUCCUCUAGUUUUUCUGUAGUGUGUUGAUUGGUUGGAAAACAAGUCAACAUUUUACUAUAGUUUGAAUAGCAGGUCACAUGAUUUUUGACCAAUCAGCUGCAAGUAUCUAAGGUUACCAUGGUAACCCAGCAUGAUUGAUGUCUGAACUAUGCUGUAUAUGACUUGCACAAAACAGUGGCUAAUCGGUGAAGGGAAGUGUUCCAUCUUUUUGUUAACUGUAGAAGUUAUUAAAAGUGUUUUGAUUUAAUAAUUAAUCACAUUUCAUGAGGAAAAUAGAAUGUCACCAUAAUUCCAAUCCGUGGGUAUUUUUUUUUAUUUGCUCACCACAAUCAGAAUGAGCCAUGUAACUUGAUAAUGUGCCUAUUCCAGUCAGUUGUCAUGAGUCGUAAGAAGUUGCUCUCAAAGUUCACAGCUGUUUCCUUUUUAAUUAACGACGUGAUUAAGUAGGCCCUAAGACGAAAUUAAGCUUAUACCAUAUAUGGUUAUGAUUGUAAAUAACCAGGCAACCGUCUGACACCCAUGCCCCUGACAGGUCACCUAAGGAAACCCCAUCAGCUGCAAAGCCUGAUGGGAAACAGCAGCCCAUAUAUGGAUUGUUACAUUUCCAAGCUCAGUAUUUAUUGCUGUUUAAUCAUUGUAGCGAUCACCUGUGCAAAUGUAGCCUUAUUUGGUCGAUGAUUGACAGUAGAGGGUGCCAGGGGGUCAAGGUGAACUGAUCGUUCAUUUUGGAACUCCAAGGUCACGGCGAGAUUGUUUCGCUUUUUCCUUCACAGAAAAGAAUAAAACCAUCAGUGGCAUGGAACUCA
This is a messenger RNA of Branchiostoma floridae (Florida lancelet), 2884 nucleotides long. Its product is annotated as GTP-binding protein SAR1b-like. Gene Ontology annotation, molecular function: GTPase activity; GTP binding. Gene Ontology annotation, biological process: endoplasmic reticulum to Golgi vesicle-mediated transport; vesicle organization; intracellular protein transport. Bases 1 to 291 code for a protein of 96 amino acids. Lineage: Eukaryota; Metazoa; Chordata; Leptocardii; Amphioxiformes; Branchiostomatidae. The transcript is spliced from 3 exons. Gene Ontology annotation, cellular component: endoplasmic reticulum exit site; COPII vesicle coat. The record is from RefSeq and is a predicted model, not a curated record.